This is a messenger RNA of Rotaria sordida, 607 nucleotides long. The record is from the annotation of a GenBank genome assembly. NCBI's taxonomy places the organism in Eukaryota, Metazoa, Rotifera, Eurotatoria, Philodinida, Philodinidae.
AGGUAUUGAAGAUAUUAGUUCGUUCCUUCGUGAUGAUACAGAUGCAGCAGAAGGUAGUGAAGAUAUCAGUUCGUUUCUUCUGAAGGAUGUAAAUUUACCCGGAAAUAAUCAAAUAGUAGUUGAAAGUCAACAAGGUCAAAAACGAUCAUUUGAACAUCAUACUGAUACAAUGGAAAAUGAAAAACAUUCGGAUUUAUCAAAUGAUGUAUCUUCUGAUGAUAUGCCAAAUUUAAAAAGAAAAUUUGUUGAACUUGAAGCUAAACUCGAGAUGUUAAAAGCUGAAUGGAUGCCUCGUCCAAUUGAUUCGAAGGUUAUCCAACAUUUCAAUGAAACAAUAAAUAUAUCACAUAUUGAUAAAGAAAAUACUAUUUUUCAUCAAGAUACAUCACCAGUGGACAUUAUGCGUAUACUCAAUAUGAAUAAAGAUCAACUUAAAAUAUGUAAUAAAAAGUCACCAACAGCUACUGCACGUUCGGUAAUAAAAUUUAUUUUUCCACAUCCUGAUUCUAAUUUCGGAUAUUCUCAAGUUGAUAAAAUCAUUAUUGAUACAAUUAUCCGGCUAGAUAUAUGUUGUGUUAUUGUUCGUGGUAUUUUUCUAACUAUAUAA